GUUCAACUCAUCAACACAGCUUGUCAAUAAACCCCAAUCCAUAUACAAUUUAUACCGCCAGUAAUUUCAACUCAAAAGGUCAUUACCGAAGAGAGGGUUGUUUUUAACAGCAGCUGUGAGAUUUAAGUUGUGAUUAUUCGGUUUUUCCCUUCUCUCACACUGCAGUCAAAACUAAACAUCAUUGACACAUCAGGCGCACUUCGUACGCAAAGUUAAAAUGUCGUCGGGAAAGAGUUCGUCUGUGUAUGUCAUCUCGGCUAUUAUAGCAGCUAUUGCUCUUGGAGCGGGUUUUGUUCUUGGAUAUCUACUUAGACCUCAUAUAGCUUCGGAUAUCACGGAUACGAAUCUUCCCCAUGAUGGCGGGACUAUUGUUGAUCCCCAUGGAAACUAUAGUUUCUCCAGUAUGGAAUCUUGUGGAGAAUCGACUAAAGAUGAUCCAGAUAUGAACAGAUAUUUAGCUAACUGUCAAUCAGAUGUCUGUCAAGCCCAUUCCUGUUAUAUCCCUCAACCAUCACAAUAUGUGGUGUAUCAUGUUGAUACUCACAGUAUAGUGAUAGAUGGUAAAUUAGAUGAACAGGCCUGGAGGGAAGUAUCAUGGUCAGCACCGUUUGUUGAUAUCAAGGGUGAAGGAGCACCUACGCCUCGUUAUGAGACAAAGAUGAAAUUACGUUAUGAUGACGUGAAUCUAUAUUUAGCAUUCUAUAUGGAGGAACCGGAUGUGUGGGCAAAUAUUACGAAACAUGAUGGUCCAGUAUAUGGUGAUAACAGUUUACAGAUUCUGAUUGACACAAAACAGAAUAAUCACAAAUAUAAAGAAAUAGUUAUGAAUGCUUUAGGAACAGUCUCUGAUAUCAUGAUGACAAAGCCUUAUAUUGAUGAUGGAGAACAGCAGAUUAUUUGGGAGAGUGAUGUCAAAAGGUCAAUCUAUAUAGAUGGAUCUAUAAAUGACCCAAACAAACCAAGUACGUUUUGGACAGUAGAAAUGGCGAUACCGUUCAAAUCGUUAUUUUUUGGUGUAAAACAUAAACACUCGGUACCUUCUGAUCGAGACACAUGGCGAGCCAACUUUGUCAGGGUUGAAUACGAAGUCAUCACAAAUAAUGGACGAUACGAAAAGAAAGCAGGAGCCGGCACAGAUUUAUGGCAAUGGUAUGCUAAUGGUGUUAUCAACAGUCAUAUACCUGAUAUAUGGGGAUUGAUACAGUUCAGAAAGCUUCCGGCCAACAGUACUGAAUUCCAGAUAUCCAAAUAUUGGGUGGUAUCAAAUGCUCUAUCUGAAAUCUUCAGAGCAGAAAGGGCUUAUAAAGCAGUAACUGGCCGUUAUACAGACCAACUAGAUCUAUUACAUAUCCCACCAUACGUAUUGUCUAAACAGUGCAUUCAAAAAAUAGACAUCAAAUUGGAUUGGUCUGGAUUUUUAGUCACAGUGACACCUGUUGACAGAACAUUAAAACAAGGGCACAUAAGAACGGAUAGAUUUACCUGGUAUGGUGACGAUAAAGAUGAAGUAUUUUAAAUACAUAAGGGGUGGUCAGCUUUUAUUUAAAUUAGAAAUUUGGCGGUUCUUAAAGAAGCAGUCCCAGAAUAUAUUUAAAUUAGAAAAUUGAUGGCUCUUAAAGGGUCAGUCCCCAAUUAUUUUAAAUUAGUAAAUUAAUGAAUUAAAAACACUUAUAUGGAUAUACUACUUCUGAAUUUAUUAACAUGCUACGUUUCAAUACACAUACAGAUAUCGUUAUCAAGCAAAUAAUGAUAUAUAACAAAAAUGUGGUGCAAUAUAUAGUUAACAAAUUGGAAACCAUAAGUAAUAAUAUGGAUAAACAAUUACAAAGGGAUUAACCUUAGAUAUUUGUACGAGACGAGACCAGGCUUAUUUCGACGGCGCACCACAGGAAAUGGAGUUGAGCUGAUUCUAACACGUGGCUAGGUAAUCUGGAUAAAUGACGUCAGAUAUAGAAAUAUAUAUAUAAAUAUUUAUAUAUUUCUAAGAUGACAGACUUGGUCCCACGUCAAGACACGUACUCGCCUCCACUUCACUCCUUUCUGACUGCAGUCAGAUUAGAGCCCUGACGUUAAUCCAAUCCAGUGACUGAACUAUUCCUUGGGUCCAGUAUUAUUCACUAUAACAUAUCUGGGACAGCUUCUUUAAGUCAGUUAAACGAUUAUGGGUGUAUAAGUUGGAUGCCAUCAUUCAAGAAAAGACAAUUUACAAUUAUAGAUGUGCUUCUCCUGAUUUGUAAAUAUGUAAAUAGAACAGAUUAAAUUAUUUAUUUAUCUUUAAUUUGGAACCCUCUGAUAUUAUAUGUAAUUAUUGUAUUAAAAAUAAAAGUAGAAAAACCCAAGAUGGAACAAAUCAAA
Molecule: messenger RNA, 2355 nt
Organism: Patella vulgata (common limpet)
Lineage: Eukaryota; Metazoa; Mollusca; Gastropoda; Patellidae
Exons: 12
Coding region: 218-1516 (432 amino acids)
Source: RefSeq, a predicted model, not a curated record